Molecule: messenger RNA, 1963 nt
Organism: Paramecium sonneborni
Lineage: Eukaryota; Ciliophora; Oligohymenophorea; Peniculida; Parameciidae
Source: the annotation of a GenBank genome assembly
AUUUAUUAUGGACCCUUCUAAAACAUAAAGAUUAAAGGUAUCAUAAUCAACAAAAGAGAGAGUGGAGGCUGCAAAAUAAUAUAUAGAAAAGAAAUACUAGAAGCUACUUUAUGAAUAGAAGGAAAAGAGAGAGAAGUGGGAACAAUUAAUUCAAAAAUUGACAAAUCUAAAUUAUACACCAAUAGAGCAAUAAGUAAUAAAAUAGGACUUGCUUCACAAAGAGGCUGAGAUAUUGAGAUUACAGAGAUAGAAAUAGAAUAUAAAAGACUUUGAAUCAAUAGAAAUAAUUGGAAGAGGUGCUUUUGGAGAAGUGAGAUUGUGUCGAAAUAAAUUAACAAAUGAUAUAGUUGCAGUAAAGAAAAUGAAAAAAUCUGAAAUGCUUUAUAAAAAUUAAGUAUUAAAAGUAAAUUUAGAAAGGUUUGUCAUGUAAGAGCAGAGAGAGAUUUAUUAGCAGCAUCAGAUAAUGCAUGGAUUGUUUAAUUAAAAUGUUCAUUUUAAGAUGAGAAGUAUUAAAUUAUAUAAUGAAAGAUAUCUAUAUUUAGUAAUGGAAUAUUUACCAGGAGGAGAUUUGAUGACAUUAUUAAUGAAGAAAGAUAUAUUCACUGAAAAAGAAUCUUAAUUUUAUAUGGCAGAAUCAAUAAUGUAAGAUGUAUUUAUGAAUAAGUAUAGGGCAGUUGAUUCAGUUCAUAAAUUAAAAUAUAUUCAUAGAGAUUUAAAACCAGAUAAUAUUCUAUUAUAAGCAGAUGGACAUAUAAAAUUGAGUGAUUUUGGAUUAUGUAAAUAUGUGGAAUCAAGUGGAACAAGAUUAGAUGAAAGAAUAAGUGUUCAUAAGCCAGAAGAUAAAGGAGGAAAUACAACAAGUUUUAAACGAAAUAGAAUUAAGGCUUACAGUACAGUAGGAACACCUGAUUAUAUAGCACCUGAAGUAUUUGGAAAGACAGGCUAUAAUGAGACUGCUGAUUGGUGGUCAUUGGGAGCAAUAUUAUUUGAAAUGUUAGUUGGAUAUCCACCAUUCUUUUCUGAUGAUCCUUCAUCAACUUGUUAGAAAAUAAUUAAUUGGAAGAAAACUCUUGUUAUUCCAUAAGAAGCUAAACUUUCUCCUGCUGCGACAGAUUUAAUUUUAAGACUUAUGACAGAUGCUUCUAAUAGAUUAGGAAUUAAUGGUGUCAAUGAAAUUAAAGCUCAUCCUUUUUUUGCUGGAAUUGAUUGGAAAAAUCUUAGAUCUAAAGUAUCUCCUUAUAUACCAGAAAUUAAAUCAGAAUUAGAUACUAGAAAUUUUGAUAAAUUUGAAGAAUAAGAACCUUGGGUACCUUAAGAGUAAUUAUUUAUUUUUAUUACAAAGCUCUGGUAAAUCAGCAAGAAAAGAUGUUAAUUUUAUAGGAUACACAUUUAAUAGAGAAGUCGAAGUUCAAAGAUCUUACCUUCUCUAAGCUUUAUUAGAUCUAGAUUCCUUAUAAACAUAAAAAACAGUAGACACUUUAUCUCAUUGCUUAGGUACCUACUGAGUCAACUUUGAGUAAAUCUUAAGACAAAAAAGAUACUUAUUUAAUUUCUAAUCUACCUAAUAGUAUUUCAUUAGAUCCAGAAUUGUAAAGUAAAUUAUUAAAAACUUAAAAAUUAUUAUAAAAUGCUAAAUCUAAGUAAUAUAUUUAUAAUUCUAUUUAGACCACUUAUUAGUUAAAAAGAAUUCACUUCUACAUAAAAAUAACAAUAAUAAUAAUUAAGUUUAAGUCCUACACAUUAAAAUUUCAAUCAAUAAAACUAUUUAAAAUAGUUAAUCAGUCCAUAAAAUAAAAAAAUUGCUAUUUCACCUUAAUCAAAACCUGUUAGUGAACAUUAAAACCCAACAUUAGCUUAACUUUAUAAAUAAUUUGAAGUUCAAAAAUAAGUAAGUAAUACAUAAAGAACUCAACCAAAAUCACAAAUUUAAAUGCCUAUAAAUAGUAAUUUAAAUAAAAAAUGA